AUGAACAAUAAUUUAGUUAAUGGAAGUCAUGACUUUGAUACUAUGGCAGCUUGCGCUGGUUAUAUUAUUAUUCAUUCUUUACUGAAAAAGAAAAUUGAGAAGAAAAAAAGGAAAGCACCACGUUGGUGGAUGACGUCUGCAUUAAAAAGUAGGGAGAUAUACAGUGCAACCGAUUUUCUACACGAUUUGAAUAAAGAAGACGGGGCAAAUUUCAAUAAUUUUUGUAGAAUGAGUUCAAGUACUUUUAACAAUCUACUUGAAAUGAUCUCACCUAGUAUUGAAAAACAGGAUACCAAUUACAGAAAAGCAAUCCCAGCUAAUGAAAGAUUAGCUAUAACUCUUCGAUACUUAGCUACUGGAGACUCAUACAUAAGUCUGGCAUACACAUUUAAAGUGUCCAAACAAUCAAUUUCUAGAAUUAUACCUGAAGUUUGUUCUGCAAUAAUAGAAGUUCUCAAGGAUUAUGUCAAGAUUCCGCAAUCUGAAGAAGAAUGGCUAGCUGUUGCAAAAGGGUACGAAGAAAAAUGGAAUUUUCCACAUUGUCUCGGUGCUAUAGAUGGGAAACAUAUACAAUUACAAGCUCCCAUAAACAGUGGAAGCGAAUACUUCAACUAUAAAUCUACAUUUAGUAUUGUGUUGAUGGCUGUCGUGGAUGCUGAUUAUAAUUUUUUAUUUGCCGAUGUUGGAUGUCAAGGGAGAAUUUCAGACGGCGGAGUUAUUAAAAAUACUGAGUUUUAUAAAUCGUUAGAAAAUAAAACAUUGAUGAUACCCGAACCAACAUACGUGAAAAAUGUGGAAAAUAAAAUACCAUAUGUUUUUGUAGCAGACGAGGCAUUUCAACUAAAAGAUAAUAUUAUGAAACCUUUCAGUGGUGUUCAACAAAAAGGCUCUGUUCAGAGAUCAUUUAAUUAUCGGCUUUCGAGAGCCCGUAGAGUUGUGGAAAACGUUUUUGGAAUCUUAUCUUCAGUAUUUAGGGUUUUACGAAAACCAAUGUUGUUGGAACCUAAUAACGCGGAAACAGUAGUCUUCGCAUGUGUUUAUUUACAUAAUUUUUUAAGAAAAAAAGAAAUUACAAACAAUGGUUUUACAUAUGAUGAGGAAAAAGAAGGAAAUAUCAAUGAAGGUACUUGGAGGCAAGAUAAUAUCGAUAUGGGAUCUUUUACAUCAUUACCAAGAGUCGGACGAAAACCCACAAGAACAGCUGAAGAAGUUAGACUCGAAUUCGCCAAGUAUUUUUUUUCAGAACGUUUACCGUGGCAAGAUAAUUAUGAAUAA
Myzus persicae (green peach aphid) is the source of this 1275-nucleotide messenger RNA. Its product is annotated as protein ALP1-like. The record is from RefSeq and is a predicted model, not a curated record. Bases 1 to 1275 code for a protein of 424 amino acids. NCBI's taxonomy places the organism in Eukaryota, Metazoa, Arthropoda, Insecta, Hemiptera, Aphididae. The transcript is spliced from 2 exons.